AUGAGCUGCAACACCUCAAGCAGCGACCAGGACAGUCGCGAUCCCGGUUCUUCUUCCACCGGCCUAUCAGCUGUAGACGGAGACGCCACCAGCUUGUUCGAGUACAUCAUCCGCGACAAGGUCUGGGGUGCUAAUCUCGACCCACCCGAGUCCGCAAAGAAUGUCAUCAAGCCAUGGCACGAGCGUCUCUCUGCCGACCCCUCCACGCAGUCCAACGUCGACGACCAGCUUGCCAUCACCGUUCCUUUCACUUGCCCAGUGAGGCUCAAAUCGAUCCUCAUCAACACCGGUACUGGCGACUUUGCUCCUACACGCUGCCGCGCAUUCGUCAAUCGCCCGGAUGGCGUCGACUUUGACGAUGUAGAGCAAGCUACAGCUGAUGACCAUCCCGCCAACCUUUCGCCUCUCGCCAGCGCUGCUACCCUCGGCAACGUGGGUAGUGGUAAAGCGCAGGCUGACUUCGCGCUGCUUCGAGGUCAGGAAGGGGUCGUCGAAUACCCGGUCAGCGUCGCACGCUUCUCCCACACCAACAGCAUCACCAUCGUCCUGUCACAUUCCAACGCUACCACCCUCUCGAAAUUCUUCUAUCUCGGCUUCAGAGGUACAGCGCUCGUACUGAAGAGCGAACCCGGCGAGAGGCUCAACAUCGGUGCCGCCAACUCCGCGGAUCGUCCCGUCGAUGGCUUGAAAGAGAAGCGUGGCGCCAGCCAGGGUCUCGCAGGUGGAAGCGGCAGAAGAAAUUCUUCUCCCCGAUACGUUGUUGGCGACCAGCAAGUCGCGCAACGGAUCGCUCAGAUUGCAGAGGAUGCCAACACAACACCGCGACGCUCGCCAAGGAGAAGCAGAGUUUCGACGCCAGGCGGCACAGCUCCCGACACUGAGUCACCAACAACAACACCGACACGCAAACGCAAGGCAAGAGCGUCACAGGCUGGCGAAGGCGAUGACGAUACCGAAACAACACCUCGGCCUAGCCGCAGUCCAGCAAAGACGCGAGCACCAAACACAGCUCCGGCUGUUCGCAACCGGCCUUCCAUGGCUGGCGCGUCACCAUCAGCAGCAGCGUCUUCAUUACGCGGCAGGGAUGCAUCUCAAGCGCAGACGGCCAGCUCAAGCGAUCCGACUCGUCGCAGGUCUCUCUCGCAGCCUCCACCAAAUGAUGUGCUGCUUCGCCAGUUGCAGUCCAGCUCUAUGACGCCGUCCGCCAAGUACGCGGCAGCUCAAAAGCAAGCACGAACGCCCUCACAGACUGCGGCCCUCACGACCACGCCUGGACGACGUGCUCUCGGCACACCAAGACGCACUGUCCCUAGCUCCGCUUCAGCUGCAACCAACCCAUUCACUGGUGCGGCGUCCUCAUCUCAGCAAGGCAUGCAGACGCCCGCCACGGACAAGCGACGCAAACGCAACGAUGCGCUCUUGGCCAGCGCACAACGCACCCGCGAACGGCGAUCUGCAUCUCGCAAGAGUCUGCUGUGGGGUGGUGUCGGCGGAUGGGCUGGUGGACGCGAAGAAUCGCCCAUGGACCUUUUGCGACGUCUUGCUCGCGCGCCUGACUUCGUUGCGCCACCGACCCCUUCAGAAGACUCGAUCGCCAUGCCUCCUCCUGGUGUCCGUCCUGGCCGAACCAGCACCGCUAGCACGGCAGACGCCUCCAGCUCUCGGACACGAGCCCGAGACAGCGCUGCCAGUAGCUCUCAUCGCUCCAACGUGCUCAUGCCAGGUGUCUCUGUUCCUGGUGACCUUACUCGCGACAGCAACGUCAGCGAGUCGCUCGACGUCGACGAAUCGCUCAUGAGCCCAGAUGACCGAUCUCGCUCACGCCUCUCAGACAUGGGCAUCCCACGACGAGCGUCGGGUGUUGGACUGGUCCGCGGCGGCAUCUUCGCUGGCAUGGCGGAUCGACCCAAGACAUCGCGCAUCUCGACCGGCUCACGUGUCUCGUUCGCCGAGCAACCUUCGCCCGCGUCGAUGCGCUUCGACGACAUGUCCAGCCGAAGGGAAGACGAGCUAGAGCACAGUCUCCAGCAGCGUGGUGGAGCGGAAAGCUUCAUCUCUGCAUCCGGUAUCGAUGCUGCUACGGCUCGAGCCAUUCGAAGGCUCGACGACCUGACUCGACAGAGCUUCUUCAGCGAAGACGGACAGCUGCAGUACGACGAUGAGGACGACGAAGACGAGGAGGAGGACGCAGCGAUUCUGGAGGCAAGGAGGAGAAAAAGUAUGGGCAGGUCGAUGUCAGAACCGCUCGAGGGCGAAGCCGAUGGCUCGAUCUUGUUCCUUGGCGGAGACGACGACAUGUCACAGAUCCACGGCGACGAAGAGGACCAGGUGUCCGACAGUCUUGCCGUCGAUGCUGCCGACGAUGACUCUGACGGUCUUGCUCGACGACUCGCUGCCGACGACUCCGCCUCGCGCGAUCUCAGCAUCCAACGCGACACCUCGAUCACCGGCGGCGAAGGCGACGACAGCCGCAUCUCGCGCGUCUCCUUCGCCGAACAAGAAGACGUCUCGUUCCAAGUGGACGACGCCUACUCUUCGGACGACGGUGCGGUCGAAUACGGUCUAUCCGUACCCGAUCUCGAGGAGGACGACGAUUCGGAUGCCGAAAACCGCGAUGCGCGUCUGGACCUUCUCGACCCGAAAGACAUCAAUGCGCUCCUCAAACGGCGUAUCGUCAAGAAGCGCAAAUUGCGUGUCUCCCCGCACACCGGUGAAUCCGUUCCUCCUCUCCCCGCGUCCGUCAUGCGAGACAUCUUCUCGUCCUUCCUUACCCCCUCUUCCUCGGGCACCUCCUCCUCGCUCCUCUCCUCGUCCGGCAGUUCAACGAAGAAAGCCAAGCUGGACAGCACCGUGUUGGACGAGCUCGAUUCGGCGUGUCACGACUUUUUCGCCGACUUUGCGGCCAACCUGUUGACGCAGGCCAAGACGCGUUCGUCGCGGCGGGCGGCGGAGGGGGUUAACAUUACGGAGCAGGACGUGGUGGCGGUACUCAAGCGGCAGGGGCGCGUGACGCAGAGGCACGACGCCAGCAGUUUGGCCCACAAGUUGCUGCCAAGGGAGUUGACGGACCAGAUGGAGUUGAGUCGGUGGGCUAAGGCGGGGACCGUGCAGACGACGUUGAGUGGCAUGUUUGCGGGAAGGGCACAGCAGGCAGAGCAAGAGGCCAGCAGCUUUGAGACCGAGUCGAGCGAGUCGAGGUGA
Kalmanozyma brasiliensis GHG001 is the source of this 3201-nucleotide messenger RNA. Its product is annotated as PITH domain protein. Gene Ontology annotation, molecular function: protein heterodimerization activity. Gene Ontology annotation, cellular component: nucleus. NCBI's taxonomy places the organism in Eukaryota, Fungi, Basidiomycota, Ustilaginomycetes, Ustilaginales. The transcript has a single exon. The record is from RefSeq and is a predicted model, not a curated record. The coding region runs from base 1 to 3201 and encodes 1066 amino acids.